UUCACGCGUGAAGGUACCGCCAUUUAUCGCUGAAUCACCCGGAAAAAGAAAAUUAGGGUUUGUCGAUCGAGGCCGGUGAUUGAUCCGGCGGUGAAUUGGCACUUGUUAGCAUUCGAUUUCGAGGAGGAGAAGGUGAGGAAGAGGAGCUCGAUUUCGGUUCAGGGGUUCUCGGAAUCUCAGCUCAGACGGGAUGGUGGACACUCUGUUGAUAAUCCCGGCAGCCGUUCUCCGGAAUCUUGCCGACAAGCUCUAUGAGAAGCGCAAGAAUGCGGCUUUGGAACUUGAAGGGAUUGUGAAGAAUCUGGCGAUGGCGAGGGAGCAUGAGAAGAUCAAUGGGAUUAUCAACCAUUUGACAACGGAAUUCACCUAUUCGCCACAAGCAAAUCAUCGGAAGGGUGGAUUGAUCGGGCUUGCAGCAGUAACUGUUGGUUUGGCAACUGAAGCACCUCAGCAUCUUGAGCAAAUUGUACCUCCUGUACUUAAUUCCUUCAUAGAUCAAGACAGCCGAGUUCGAUAUUAUGCUUGUGAAGCACUAUAUAAUAUAGCAAAGGUUGUCAGAGGUGAUUUCAUAGUUUAUUUCAAUCAGAUAUUUGAUGCGCUUUGUAAGCUUUCAGCAGAUUCAGAUGCUAAUGUGCAGAGUGCUGCUCAUCUUUUGGACCGGCUUGUAAAGGAAAUUGUAACUGAUAGUGAUCAGUUCAGCAUAGAAGAGUUUAUACCACUCCUUAGAGAGCGAAUGAAUGUACUCAACCCUUUUGUGCGGCAAUUUUUGGUUGGUUGGAUCACCGUGUUGGACAGUGUUCCAGAGAUCGACAUGCUUGGUUUCCUUCCGGAUUUUCUUGAUGGUUUAUUUAACAUGUUAAGUGAUUCCAGCCAUGAAAUACGGCAACAGGCUGAUUCUGCACUUUCUGAAUUCCUGCAAGAAAUAAAAAACUCUCCAAAUGUAGAUUAUGGUCGAAUGGCUGAAAUUUUGGUACGAAGGGCAGCUUCUCAUGAUGAAUUUACUCGUUUGACGGCUAUAACAUGGAUAAAUGAAUUUGUGAAACUUGGUGGAAACCAGCUAGUUCCAUACUUUGCUGAUAUGUUGGGAGCUGUACUACCCUGCAUAUCUGAUAAAGAAGAAAAGAUAAAAAUGGUUGCCCGUGAAACCAAUGAAGAGCUUCGUUCUUUUCAUGCUGAUCCAGUGGAAGGAUUUGAUAUUAGAUCUAUCCUCUCUGUUGCCAGGAGAGAGUUGACAAGUGAAUGGGAAGCUACUAGAAUUGAGGCUUUGAAUUGGAUCACUAUACUUUUGGCCCAGUAUCGAGCUGAGGUUAUAUCACAUUUGAAUGACAUGUUUGGUUCUCUUUUGAUUGCACUGUCUGAUCCGUCUGAUGAGGUAGUUUUGCUUGUUAUUGAAGUACAUGCAUGCAUAGCAAGAGAUUCUUUACACUUCCAGCAACUCAUUGUUUUGCUUAUUCACAACUUCCGGUCUAACCAGUCACUUCUUGAAAAACGUGGUGCUUUGAUUGUACGCCGACUUUGCGUCCUUUUGGAUGCUGAGCGGGUUUAUCGAGAAUUUUCAACAAUAUUAGAGGGAGAACAUGAUUUGGAUUUUGCGUCUACUAUGGUUCAGGCCCUGAAUUUGAUUUUACUCACUUCACCUGAACUGGCUGACCUACGGAAUAUUCUAAAGCAAUCACUUCUAAAUGUUACUGGGAAAGAUUUAUUUGUUUCUUUAUAUGCUUCGUGGUGCCAUUCAGCAAUGGCAACCAUAAGUUUGUGUCUUCUUGCUCAGGCGUAUCAUCAUGCCAGUACUAUUAUUCAAUCUCUUGGGGAAGAAGACAUAAAUUCAAAGUUCUUGAUACAAUUGGACAAGUUAAUUCGGCUUCUGGAGAGUCCAAUCUUUGCUUACUUAAGAUUACAGCUUCAAGAUCCUGAAAGAUAUAUGUGGUUGCUGAAAUCUUUGUAUGGUCUUCUGAUGCUAUUACCUCAGCAAAGUGCAGCCUUCAAGAUAUUACGGACAAGAUUAAAAACUGCAUCAUCACAUGGUUCGAGUACGGAUCAGGCAAAGCGAUCUUCAGCCAAUGCAUAUUCCCAGAUUCUACAAGUGCCUGAAGUCAUUAAGAGUGAAGAAUUAGGGAAUAUGCAUGACGCGAUUAACUUUACAUCUAGAUUACACCAAUUUGAGCACACGCAAAAUCAGCAUCGGUUGCACACCAAAUUGCAGCGGCAGACCUACAACUCAACAUCUUCCACAAUUUUACAGCGAAUGCGAAAUUCUGGAGGAUCUCGCCAGUCUUCACCAAUUCUAGACAUGACUCGUCCUCCUUCUAUGCCUUCACAGACCAGUGGACAGUUUCAACAAUGACUUGGUUUUUUAUCUGGCAAUAUGCUGUCAAUGCCAUACUGGAUGUCUGGAUCAGGGGACUAUCAAAUUAGUUUAAGCACCACUUGCAAGGGUAGAGAUACGUGGGUGUAAAAAUGUGUUUGAUCAGCUUGAUCAUUGUCUAAGCUGAGGAUGGUGAUCUGAUUGAGAUAUCAUUGACAUUGCCUUGAGCUAUUCUUUCUCCCAGAGACCCGCUCAUGUGGUCAUGUGUAUUUUUUGUUUGUAGGCCAUGAGUCAGAGGCAGGUUGGGUGGGAAGUUAGUUUUUACGUCAAGUUUAAUGAUCACAAUAAAGCAGCCAGGAAAUGUACAAUAUUGUCUUUGCAAGUCCUAGUAUACAAGUUUUCCUGUUUCUAGUAUUUCCUCUAUGACUCUAAUUUUCAUCUAGUCUUGAUUUAUUUGCCUGAGAUAACUAACAUUGCAGAAAGCUUGGCCUCUGUCGAAGCUAUUUUCUGUUGGAUGAUUACUUUUGCUGUCAUAUGCUAACUACAUAGUCAUUGAUGACUACUCCAGGGUAUUCUGCAUGUAUUUUGUCUGGAAUGGAGAUUGUUUGAGGAGAAGACAGCAAUUCAGGCCUGGUUAUAGUCAGAUCCCUGAAGAUUCUCGUAAUGAUGAGUGCUUAUGAUAAUUUGCAGAGCAAGUGCUCCAAUUUUGUGAG
Messenger RNA from Dioscorea cayenensis subsp. rotundata (Guinea yam), 3018 nucleotides. Its product is annotated as protein VAC14 homolog. Lineage: Eukaryota; Viridiplantae; Streptophyta; Magnoliopsida; Dioscoreales; Dioscoreaceae. Gene Ontology annotation, cellular component: PAS complex; endosome membrane. The transcript has 20 exons. The record is from RefSeq and is a predicted model, not a curated record. Gene Ontology annotation, biological process: positive regulation of kinase activity; phosphatidylinositol biosynthetic process. Bases 191 to 2344 code for a protein of 717 amino acids.